CGUUGUAGAGGCGUGUGCAGAGUGGAAUGUGCCAUGCGUGCUGUGCGACACUGAGGCAAGACUCGAUUUUUUUUUCGAGUGGGACAGUGAUUGAAUGGGCAAUUAGCGUUGAAAAAAGUCCUGGAGCACGCGAAUCCGUCACAAUACAGAAUAGCCGCGGGUUCUUAUCCCCUUCUGCUCGGAUCAGCUAAAAAUCCAACGAUUCGUUUGGUUUAUUUACCGGGGACUCUGGCCACUUUGCAUCGAUUUGCGAUUCACUUGGAACGGUCUCCGGACGUUGGAAAGACUACUUGGACAACUGGAGAAACUACUGGAACAAUUGGAGAACUCACUCAGUCAUUUAUCAGAUUUUUAUCGAGUAUUGAUUCAAUUUUUUUUUUUGGGGCCCCCGAGGAUUUAUGAUUUCUGAUUAUUUCGCGUUGACUCCGGUUGAAGGGAAUUGAGAGGGACAUGCACGGCUUCUGGGUGUGGAUGACACUUUUAAUUUCCAUCGAGAUUUAUGUUGUCGAGGAAAUUAGUGCUGCCAGAACUCCUGGGGGAUUUCAAACCGGAAGGAUCACUCGGGCCUCUAUAUACAAAGCUGUUCUCACCCAACGGGGAUAUAUUCAGUUUCUCCGUUGGCAGCUGUCAGUCCCGGAAAUCAAUGAAUUUACAUUCUGCGAGUGGGUCAAGUCUACGAAUCUCACAUACCCACAUUCAAUAUUCUCCUAUUCGAAAAAUGGAACAGAUCGUCUAGUGCGUGCCUGGAUAUCUCCAUUUGGCAGAAGCAUUCACCUGGAAAUUAAUAAAAUCGAGAUAAUGGCAGAGCCGACAAUUAUUCUGGAGAACCAGUGGUACCACAUUUGCCAGAGUUGGGAUAAUCGUGAGGGACGAUAUGGGUUGUGGAUUGAUGGAAAAAUAAAAGUGGAUGACACUUUUCCAGAGAUGGCGGGACAAGUGAUACCAGCAGGUGGAGACAUAGUUGUCGGUCAGGAGUACACGGACUUCGAUAAAGGUCUUGAAGAGGGGAUAGAAGGUGCAGUGCUGGGGUUCAAUCUCCUGCUGGUAUCGGCCUUCGAUGUGGAAUCAACAUUUAUCGAGAUAAAUCAUUUGGACGAUGGACUAUUAAUGGCGCCCAUCAACUUUCCGAAAUUUCCAGUGGGUGGGGAAGGCAUUAGUUCUGGACGACGGCGUCCGAUAUACCCUAAUUAUCCCCCUUCAGCGAUGUAUGCACGAAAACCCGGGAAUCCCAGGGCUCUCCGGAUCAGGGGUACCAGGCAGGCGAAGCAGGUACCUCUGGGAUUGAGGCUGAUUGAAACUGGAUAUUAUCACUGCGAGGAGGGACGGGGUAGUCCUUACCUCGGAGGAUCUAAAUUACUCAUUUCAUGGACCAGAACUCCUGUUCGCGUUUUUGGCGGGGCUCUUUUGAAAAAUGUUGACAGCCAAUGCCGAAUCUUCAACGCGUGAACAAUUAAUUUAAAUACUGUAAUUCAUAUUUUCUACAGAUCUAGAAAAAAUCGUCUUUCGAACCCAUGGAAAAAUGUAAGGAAUAUAUAUAUAUGGCGGAUUUUGAAUACAUUUGACAAAAUAUUUGGUUUUCUCUUGUAGGAUGCGAGAAAAAAUAAUGGAAUUAUUCCCAAACUCAAAAAAAACUUCUAAAAACUGUUCUCAUAAAUCUAGAAAA
This is a messenger RNA of Fopius arisanus, 1663 nucleotides long. RefSeq names its product b6 (gene b6). Lineage: Eukaryota; Metazoa; Arthropoda; Insecta; Hymenoptera; Braconidae. The coding region runs from base 451 to 1446 and encodes 331 amino acids. The transcript is spliced from 5 exons. The record is from RefSeq and is a predicted model, not a curated record.